AUGAAUACCACAACAAAUGAAACUUUAGGUAUAGAGCUGGAGGAACCUCGAGAGAAAUCUGAGAAUGAAAUGAUGUUUGUUUUUCUUGGGGUCGUAACGACAACCACAGUGCUCCUUAUUCUAGGAACACUCUAUGCCCGAAAAAAAGACCACAAGGAGGAGAAAAUGGUAAGAAUUGUAAAAAAAGAGCGAUCAUUGUCUUUAAUCAUCUGCCGCAUUCAAAACCAAAAAGACAGUUUAAACCAAUCCUCUCCAUGCUCUCUGUUAAACCCAACUUAUUCCCAAACUCGCUGGCGUUUCUCCAUAUUUCAGUAUCAGCAUUCGACUAUGAAAAGAAAAGUCUAAAUUUUGGAAAAAUCUCUUUCUUACAUUAAAUGAAGCGGAUGAAUGUUAAAGCAAAAGUUUCUAACAAAGUUUCCCUUCAACUUUUGUCAUAAUUUGUUUUUCUCUUCAAGUCAUGACAAAAAAAAAAGACGGUAUGAAAUAAAAAAGACGGCGCGAGUUUGAAAAUGUGGUCUUAGUUAAAUACGUAAAAUGCCUGUCUUGUUUUACAGUGUGGUGUCACAGUCAUCCCACAGAGAUCAAUUCACCGCUCUCCACAGUAUUACCUGCUUAUGUUUUACACAGGAGCUGGUCGGCACAGUUCCACUACUGCAAAUGUGUUCUGCCGAAUUUACGGUAACCGCCGUAAGACAAAACCUAUCAUUUUACGGGAUCCGGACCGCCCAAUGUUUCAACCUUCAUCUACAAGUUCUUUCCUAGUGACACUAAACUGCUCUUUAGACCAAAUACGAGAAAUUCAUAUAUGGCAUGAUAUUUCGGGCCCCCGUCCCUCGUGGUUCUUAGAGGAUGUCAUAGUUUGUCAUUUGAACACAAAUGUCACAUGGUACUUUGCGGCAAACCGCUGGCUAGACGUAAGCACGGGCUCGAAGGAAGUUGAAUGCAAGUUAAAACCCAUACCUAGAAAGAUUCUUCUUAAAUUUUUAACCAUGUUUGAAGGUAAAAUGGACUACAGUUUAAAGAAAAAGCAUCUUUGGCUCUCUCUACUUUACAAAAGCAAUAGCAAAACGUUUGGUCAAUUUCAGAAAAUGUCGUGCUGCCUAGCAGUGACUGGAGUGAUGAAACUCGUUUCAAUAGCAAUGGUUCUUACAACACAGAAAUCAUUUAGUGAUUCACAAAUCAGUCUAGGGCCAUGGAAAGUGAACCUAGGCGAUGUUUACAGAGCUCUCGUCUGUUGUGGAAUUGCUUUUAUUUAUCGUCUGUUGAUACAGAGUCUGUUCUUAUGUUCACAUCAAAACGCUACAAUAGGAGUUGGAGAGAAGAAUGUGCAAGGAUAUAUUCGAGAUAGAUUACAAGAGAUAAACUCGACCAUAUUUUCAGAUGAGAUUAUGAAAGCUGACGAAGGUAAAUGCCCUGAUUCUUAUACUGAUACGGAUAAUGAAAACACAUCCAGUUCAGAUAACAGUACAAGUGGAAUCCACCUGGAAUUUAGUAACUAUCAAGAACUGCAGAGCGAGACUAAAGACGAAGAAAAUCUUCAAUUCAAUAACGAAAACUGCCAUUUAGCGUUGGAUGUCUAUGAAAAUCAAUCAAUAGAAGGAUCCCAUGAAAAUGCAUCUUCGAACAAAGCCCAUGAUCUCGAGGAUUUGGUUGAUAUUCUUGGGCAUUUAUCAGCUGAAGAAGAGCUAUUUAAGGUCUUGGAUGAAAACUCGCAUGUUUUUCAAGGUAGAUUAAAGGACAGGUUUUUAAAAGAGCAUUGUGGCUCGGAACGUUUAGAGGAGAGUCGUUGGAACUCAGAAAUAGAAGAAAUUAAGACAUCUGAUAAACUCGCUGAAGAAGAAAAGGAAGAGAGUAGGCCGGAGUCAGUCGCCUGGACUGCAUGUUUAACAAAUCCCGAUCAAAUUCCAAACAUAUGGAUAAGCCUUCCAUUUCCAAAACAUCUCGUCGAUGGCGAAAGCAUUAAGAAACCAAACGUGAGGGCUUCGCCCAGAUUGAACGAGAUUUUCAGUAGGGCCAAUCAAGUUCACUGCUUUGUUGUUCCAUUCAUAUCAUUCGUCGUUGCUAUAGCAAUUGGAAUUAAAUGGUCAGCCCCACUAACAAGGUCGUGGCUUGUGACGUUUGGAAUUGCGAUCGUUGGCCAAAUUUUUGUCCUGGAGUCAUUUUAUGUCGUCGUGCAAGCUAUCUUUUUUUCAGUUUGGUAUAAACGGCCAGUAAAAGAAGAGGAUUUGAUAAAUGAACUUGAAAAUAAAGUCUGGGUUAAUGAGGAACAGGAGACAACGUAUUAUGCUGAUGAAGUCGAUGAGGAUGAGAAUGAACCAGUUCCCAUGCCCCCAACUCAAGAAGAGAUACAAAAAGCGCAGGAGGAGGCUGGGAAGGACAGGGAAUUGGAAGACGUGCUAAAGAUGCUUUGUUUUAACGUUUUGUUUAUAGGGCUGUUAAUUUUUAUUUCCCUUGGAAACAGGGAUUCUUCUUCCUAUCCUAUAAGAGCUGGCCUGGAGCACUCCCUCAACAUCUCCAACAGCUUCACACGUGGGGUAAUUAUGUUUUCAACAUGAAAUUUAAUUUGAUUAAUAUAAUUUAGCUGAGGGUCCAUUCGUUACUUUUCCUCGGGAUCGAAGGAUUUUUUUGCGGGGGAAGGAGGGAUCAUAUGUUUUCAGGGGCAAUGGAGGGGGAACAAGUUAUCGCUAACAGAACAUAACUCAGGGUGAUUAUAGAAAAUUGACCGCAAAUUAACAGCCAAUCAGGGAGCAUCACAAGAAGAGUCUCACGAGAGGAUUAGGCAAAUUUUAUCAGGAACCAAUUAAAACCCCCCUACCCCCAUCCCCCCAUUUUUUUGUGGGGGAAGGGGAAUCACAUGUUUUGGGGGGUAGAGGAGGGAGAACAAGUUAUCGCCAACAGAACAUAACUCGGGGAGAUUAUAGAAAAUUGACCGCAAAUUAACAGCCAAUCAGGGAGCAUCACAAGAAGAGUCUUAUGAGAGGAUUAGGAAGAUUUCAUCAAGAACCAAUUAAAACCUCCCGACCCCAUCCCUGACGUUUUGAGCGUCAGCCCUUCGCAAUCCCGCUGACGAAGGGCUAACGCCCAGAACGUCAGCUUUGAAACUAUUUACAGUGGUCAAUUUACGUUAUCAACUCAGUUGAUAAUACUAAAUUACCCUGUCUAACUCCCACUGAGUUAUUCGAGCUAAGAGAGCGAUCAUUAGAAUCCCCAAAGAUCACUCUCAUUCUACAAUUUUCGUCUCCUUCUUUCCUCAGUCACGCCGGCCAUGUAAGCUACAUCUAAGUUCUUGCUCAGCUGGUUACAGCUGAGUUAUCUUUAAGAUUAUUGUAAGAAACUUGUCUGUCGUCCUUUUCAUCAAUAUUUAAUGCCCCUGAUUUCAACCUGUGUUGUCAGGUAAACAACGGUAAAAGAUUUUGGAAAUGGCUUGCAAAUGAUACAAUUCCCGUGCUGCUUCAUGAGCCUCUUGAGGGAACGCUUAGGAAAGGCAGAAGACAUUUCCUUGCCGAUGGGUACAGCUUCCUGCUGGGGAGAGCAAUUCUUCGACAACAAAGAAUUAAACCAGGAGGUGAGUAACUUUCUUUUGAAGUAUCUCAAUGAUCAUGAUUUAAAUCGAGCUGCAUUCUUAUAACUUUUGAUCCAAAAUUGAAAACAUAGAAAUGACAAUCAUAGAUCCUUGAUCUCCGCGGUUUUACUCAGAUCAAGGGUGUAUAUCAGAGCUAUCUGAAAGAGCAGCGAGUAGGCAUGCUUCCCAGAUCUUUCCACAAAUAAAAUGCUGCUAUUUCUAUUUCAUCAAUUUUGAAUAAAUUGUCAACAGUUUUGGAAGUUGGCCUGUCUCCGCCCCCUCCUUUUCUCACUGUGUCUUCAAUUUGAUUCCCAGAUCUGGCGUUCGCUUUCAUUUUUGCACUCGGCUUUCGUCCUGGGUCCUACCUCUUUUCUUUGACGUAGGUCUGUCUGGUUCUCAUUACUAAGCCGUCUCUCAUUAUUUCAGCAAGUUGUCACCUGGCGGGCUUUAUUGAAAAUUAUUUUUCCAAGUGUACUCCAGUUUCCUUGACUGAACAUAAUGAAGACACUGAUGACUAUAGCCAAGAGUGGAAAAAAAGAGCAAUGUCUCUACCAAACCAAACUUUUACUUCUCCAUGGAAAUACCUUAGCGGGAGAGAAUCUGAGACAUCAUACACAACGUGGGGACGCAGUGGACGUGCGUUCGGUGGUGGUGGGUAUAUCGCUUACCUGGGGACGGAUAUAAAAAUGGCAAUCGAUCUUCUUAACUCUCUAGAGGCAAAUCAGUGGGUGGAUGACCUAACAAGGGUGGUUUUCUUAGAGUUUUCAGUCUACAACGCAAACGUUAACAUAUUAUCAGCGGUGAUAUUUUCAAUAGAAUUUUCCUCGUUCGGUGGAACGUUUCCACGUUUUGAUAUGUAUUCAUUUCGCUUGUACCGCUACUUUACGCCGCUCCAGUUCAUUUAUCUUGUCAGUGAGAUAAUAUUUGUUGUCUUCGUGGUACAGCUUAUUUACCGAGUGGGGAGUCUUAUUUACCGAGAUCGCUGGAGUUAUUUCAGAUCCGUGUGGAACCUUACUGAUAUUUUCCUUAUCCUAUUCUCGCUGGUGACUAUCGCUUUAUACGCAUGCCGCGCAAGCCACCUAAACCACGCUAUUGAAGCGCUACGCGAAAAUCCUGGCACGUUUUACGGCUUUCUGACGGUGGCUUUUUAUGACGAUUACAUUGCGUACUUCUCGUGUUUGAUUGUCCUUAUUCCUACGAUACAGUUCUUAAAGUUUCUCAAGUUUAACAAGAACUUCAUGAUAUUUUAUAAUACGCUGUCUAGGAUUCGAGGAGAUAUUUCCGGCUUCGCCUUUGUUUUCUUCGUAAGCAUUAUGUGCUUCACAUACUGGGCGUACAGCAUGCUCAAGACUGUUGAUGAGAUUUUCAGUACCUUUAUUGCAACAUUUCACAGUGUGAUCGCCAUGUUGUUAGGGAAGUUUAGCUUCCGGUUAUUAUCACCUGGUCAGGCUGUUACCAGUAAGGUGGGACCAAUAUUCACCUACACGUUCACAUGUGCAAAUGUUUUUUUAAUCCUAAAUAUUAUCCUAACAAUAAUCACAAUCGGAUUCAAGGAGGCUCGAGAAGAUGAACGCUUUCAACAAAGUGAAUAUGAAAUAAUAAACUUCAUCACUAACUACUUGAAAGGUAUUCUAGGGCUUCUUCCACCUUACAUACCUCCGCCGCCGCAGAUUGAACCCACGCCCAGUGAGAAACAUUUUACUUAUUUUCAGUGGAAAUUAUGCACAAGUUACUUUAUCCGAAGUCAAUUUCCACGUUUGCUGAAAUUUGCUAACAAAACUUAUUCCGAAGAUUUUGUGGACGAAUUGGAGCUGUUGGCGAAUCUAAUGAGCAUGCCGCAGUCAAGAGAACUUCUUUAUGAAAUAGCUUACAGGCUGCAAGAUUCCGACCUAGAUUAA
Molecule: messenger RNA, 5460 nt
Organism: Pocillopora meandrina
Lineage: Eukaryota; Metazoa; Cnidaria; Anthozoa; Scleractinia; Pocilloporidae
Source: the annotation of a GenBank genome assembly